UUGGUUACUUCCAGUACAUUGCAAAAGCAGGUUCUGACAGUCAGACUCUUUUGACAGAACAAGAAACAAGCAUAAGGAACUAAAGCAGAACCACUAGCUCUUCGAUCCGACUGAACCUACUGCAUGAUUAUUAACGGAGAUGGCUCAGUGGGCUCAGCUUCAGAUGCUGGACUCCAAAUACUUGGAGCAAGUGGACAUGCUGUAUGACGACUCAUUCCCAAUGGACAUCAGAGACUACCUGAGCAAAUGGAUCGAAAGCAAUGACUGGGACGCGGUGGCAAGUCAAGAAUCUUUAGCGGUGGUUCGCUUUCAUGAGCUACUGACUCAACUGGAUGACCAACACAGCCGCUUUGCUCUGGAGACCAACUUUCUACAGCAACACAACUGCCGUAAAAUCAAGAGGAACCUGCAGGAAAGAUUCCAGGAUGACCCGGUGCACAUGGCAAUGAUAAUCUCAAAGAACCUGAAGGAUGAGCGCAUGAUCCUUGCCUGCGCAAAGAGCGCGAUGCAAAAUGUGGGAACUGCAUCAGCCAUGAUGGUGGAUAAACAGAAGCUGGGCAUCAAAGUGAAGGAGAUGAGGGACAGAGCUCAGGUGGCAGACCAAGCCAUAAAAAAUCUGGAAGAUCAGCAGGAUGAAUACGACUUUAAGUUCAAUUCACUGAGGAACAGAGAGAACGAACGUAACGAAAUGUUGCCAAAGGAACUAGAGAAGGAAAAGAUGAUCAUCUGCAGGAUGUGUUUGGAUCUGAAAACAAAACGGCAGGACAUGGUGCUGCAGCUGUCUGAUCUUCUGAACGUCACUCAAGCUUUAAUGUCGGACCUGAUCAACGAAGAGCUGCCCGAGUGGAAGCAGCGGCAACAGACAGCCUGCAUUGGCGGGCCGCCCAAUGCCUGCCUCGACCAGUUGCAGAACUGGUUCACGGCAGUUGCGGAGACUCUCAAAGAGUUUCGCCAGCAUCUGAAGAAGCUGCAAGAAUUGGAGCAGAAGUUCACAUAUGAAAACGACCCCAUUACCCAGAAGAAAGACUUCCUCGAGGCUCGAGCCCUGGAGUUGCAGAAGACCCUCCUCUCCAAUGCUUUGGUGGUAGAGAGACAGCCCUGCAUGCCCACUCACCCUCAGAGGCCACUAGUGCUGAAAACUGCCAUUCAGUUUACGGUAAAACUUCGGUUCCUGGUGAAGCUGCCCGAGUUCAACUACCAACUGAAAGUCAAGGCCGUAUUCGACAAGGAUGUUGCAGACAAGAAAGGUUUCCGCAGGUUCAACAUCUUGGGAACGAACACAAAAGUUAUGAACAUGGAGGAGUCAAAUGGCAGUCUAUCAGCAGAAUUCAGACAUCUGCAAUUAAAAGAGCAGAAAGUAGCAGGAAACCGAACCAGUGAGGGUCCUCUGGUCGUCACAAAGGAGCUUCACUCGUUGAGCUUCGAGUCAGAGCUGCAGCUCGGCCAGUCCGGAAUCAAGAUCAAGCUAGAGGCUCUGUCCCUGCCUGUGGUGGUGAUCUCCAAUGUGUGCCAGCUGCCAAGCGGCUGGGCAUCCAUCCUGUGGUACAACAUGCUUACCACUGAACCUAAGAACUUGCAGUUCUUCCUGUCCCCUCCCGCAGCCAAGUGGUCUCAGCUCUCUGAGGUUCUCAGCUGGCAGUUCUCCUCCGUCACCAAGCGAGGCCUGAACCAAGAGCAGCUGAACAUGCUGGCUGACAAGCUGCUAGGUCCCAAAGCUCAGAGGAACCCGGAAGGGCUAAUUUCGUGGAACAAGUUCUGCAAGACUCAAAAUAGCAACGAUAAAGGGUUUCCCUUCUGGUUGUGGAUUGAAGGCAUUCUGGAUUUGAUCAAGAGACACUUGCUUGCCCUUUGGAACGAUGACUUCAUCAUGGGCUUCAUCAGUAAGGAACGUGAAAAAGCUCUUCUGAGUGACAAGUGUCCGGGCACCUUCUUGCUUCGGUUUAGCGAGAGCAGCAAAGAAGGAGCCAUUACCUUUACGUGGAUCGAAUACGACAUGCACAACCAACCCAGCUUCCAUUCAGUGGAGCCGUAUUCAAAGAAAGACCUGACUGCCGUCUCGCUGCCGGACAUCAUUCGCACUUACAAAGUGAUGGCGACUGAUGACAUCCCGGAUAACCCGCUGCGCUUCCUCUACCCUGACAUCCCAAAAGAUGUGGCCUUUAAGAAGUACUAUGCCAAAAACGAAGCUCCAGAGCCUAUGGACGUGGAAAACACAGUGAAGAGCGGCUACAUGAAGACUGAGCUCAUAUCCGUCUCCCAAGUACAUCCGGCACGGCUGCAGGAAAAGAUGAUGCCCAUGUCGCCUGAGGUUUACAGGUUUUUGGAGCAGUCUGUUAGUACCCCAGACUUUGAAGCAAUGGUGGCAGACCUAGAGGAUGAAAGCUGAGCUGCUAUGUCCAGGUUUCCCCCGUUGUGAAAACCUUUUGUUUCUUAAGAUCAUCUUUUUGUGUAUAUACAAAAUAUUCACUCGAUUUGAGAAAAUGUGUUUAAAGUACAUAUUAUAAAGUACGUAGUAUUUAUCCUAGUGACUCACCAUUGCGACCAGGCAAGCUGAAAGUUAUAUUGGUUGACCACAUGUCCAAGUUAAUAUACAUGUUUCUACUGCAUUAAGUGAUUACUAAUUGCCUGACUUCUAUGUGUGCCCUGAGAUUGACCAGCAACCAGUUCAAGCUUUUGACCAAAAAAGCAGAGAACAGCCAAAGUGUUACACAUAUAUUUAAUCUACGAAAACGUUUUCCAAAAUUGAUACAUCCAUUCACAGGUGGCUAUCAGCGAAGGUCCAUUCACCCUUCCUGCAAUGGCGCUACCAGGGGGUAGCCACGGCCCCAAUUACUGUAUAAAUUCAGUGGCCACCCCACUGGCUAGUAUAAAUUGUACCAGGGUCUUUUAUGGCAGUACUUCCAUUUUCCCCGGUAGUGGUUUUGUUUACAACAAAUGCCCAUCUUGUUCAUUACACAAUAAAACACAAUUGUUAAACUCAGAA
Molecule: messenger RNA, 2983 nt
Organism: Corythoichthys intestinalis (scribbled pipefish)
Lineage: Eukaryota; Metazoa; Chordata; Actinopteri; Syngnathiformes; Syngnathidae
Gene: stat1a
Product: signal transducer and activator of transcription 1a
Exons: 24
Coding region: 140-2386 (748 amino acids)
Biological process (GO): response to peptide hormone; defense response; regulation of cell population proliferation
Molecular function (GO): RNA polymerase II cis-regulatory region sequence-specific DNA binding; DNA-binding transcription factor activity, RNA polymerase II-specific
Source: RefSeq, a predicted model, not a curated record